Molecule: messenger RNA, 2121 nt
Organism: Grammomys surdaster
Lineage: Eukaryota; Metazoa; Chordata; Mammalia; Rodentia; Muridae
Gene: B4galt4
Product: beta-1,4-galactosyltransferase 4
Exons: 7
Coding region: 256-1290 (344 amino acids)
Biological process (GO): carbohydrate metabolic process
Molecular function (GO): glycosyltransferase activity
Source: RefSeq, a predicted model, not a curated record
GGGCUGCAGAGCCGCCUCCGGGCGGCGCAGGCGGUCCACGAGGGAGAUCCCCGGAGCUGCUCCUCACCACCUCCCCUUCCCCGGGUGGCCUCACGGUGGCCGCGUCCGGGUGAUCUCUGGGAUAGAACUGCUGGGCAGUAGCAAACAUUACCUCAUGAGUUGCCAUCAAAUCCUCGGUUAUACUGGAAAAGCACAAUUUGAAACCUCCUCACUCCAGCUGAAGCAGAAAUACAGAUUACUCACAAGCUAAGAGACAUGGGCUGCAACCCACCUUACCACCUCUCCUACAGAUUACGAUUGUUGUUGCUCUUUACCCUGUGCCUGACGGUGGUUGGAUGGGCCACCAGCAACUACUUUGUGGGUGCUAUUCAAGUGAUCCCCAAGGCAAAGGAUUUCAUGGCUAGUUUCCACAAGGUCAUACCUUUGGGGAAUGAAGAAACUCUGGGCCAUGAUGCAGCCAUGAACAAAGCAGAGCUUGCUAACUGCCCUUCGGUGUCUCCAAACCUCAGAGGCCAGAGCAAGCUCGUCUUUAAGCCAGACCUCACUUUGGAGGAAGUACAGGCCGAAAACCCCAAAGUGUCCAGAGGCCGGUAUCAUCCUGAGGAAUGUAAGGCUCUCCAGCGGGUCGCCAUCCUCAUUCCCCACCGGAACAGGGAGAAGCACCUGAUAUACCUGCUGGAGCACCUGCAUCCCUUCCUGCAGAGGCAGCAGCUGGACUACGGUAUCUACAUCAUCCACCAGACGGGAAGUAAAAAGUUUAACCGCGCCAAGCUCCUGAAUGUGGGCUAUCUGGAAGCUCUCAAGGAGGAGAACUGGGACUGCUUCAUAUUCCAUGACGUGGACCUGGUGCCGGAGAAUGACUUCAACCUCUACACCUGCGGUGAUCAGCCCAAGCACCUGGUGGUGGGCCGGAACAGCACCGGCUACAGGUUGCGUUACAGUAAAUAUUUUGGGGGUGUUACUGCCCUCAGCAGAGAACAGUUUUUCAAGGUGAAUGGAUUCUCUAACAACUACUGGGGAUGGGGAGGAGAAGACGAUGACCUCAGACUCAGGGUUGAGCUCCAUAAAAUGAAAAUAUCCCGGCCCAAGCCUGAUGUGGGCAAAUACACUAUGAUCUUCCACACUAGAGACAAAGGCAACGAGGUGAACAUGGGCCGAAUGAAGCUGUUACAACAGAUGUCACGGGUCUGGAAAACAGAUGGCUUAUCGAGUUGUUCUUACAGAUUACUCUCUGUGGAACACACCCCUUUAUAUGCCAACAUCACAGUGGAUUUCUGGACUGCUGCAUGACCCGGAUCUUUUGAUGACGCUCAGAACUGAUAAUUUGAUUGUAAUAAUUUUGGCCUAGAGACUUUCAUAGUAGCACACGUUAAGAACUUGUUCCAGUUAAUUAUUAGGCUGAAAUUUUCCGUUUCCUCAGCAGAGCUCUUGGUUAUGUAGAAUGUAGAACCAUAGUAACAAGACAGCUUUCUUGGUUGUUUUGAUCAUGGCUGUGAAAUGUUAUAAUGCAUUAUAAUGCACACACUAUGAAGAGGACAUAGUGCAGGGAAUCUGUGAACUGUGUCCUUGAAGGAUUCAAUUCAGCAAUGUAUUAUGAGAUCAAAAAGUGGGGAACAACAUUCCCAAGCGUCUUAGAGAACCAGAAUUUUCUACAUCUAAGACAGAAAGGUACUAAGAUAUGUUUCUGUUACUCAGUGUAUCCUAUGUGGCCAUCUUUGAAGUGGUGGAUUCCAGGUGCAAAGAAGGCCAUAGAAGAGGGGAACAAAGUCAAGAAUCAGAUGCCACAAACGUGACAGUGAAGAGCUGGCUAAGGACAGAGUAUGGAGUGAACUGGCGGCAGUCCCUGUGCUGGCUGCUGCCACCAGUCCUCUGUGGUGGAUGCGCCCUCAUCAGAAAUACCUUCCAAUCUGUGGCCACCCGACCCUGAAUGUACCCAGCCUCUUGAGAGGCACUUGCCAGUAAUAGCCCACCAGAGAACACACUGUCUAUUAGUUUUUAAAGCAUUUUUUAUAAAAUGAUUUUGUACAUGUAGGCUAUGAAUGAGCAGUUUAUAAGCCACAUAAUGACUGAUAAUAUGUCUAUAGAGUAUCUCUGUAGUAAAAUAUGAAAAAGCUUCUCGUU